AUGCCCUGCAUCGACGUCGGUUGCGGUUUCGACGAGAUCAGCCAGGAACCGUUCAACAUCAAGAACAUCGACAUAUUCUCGACGGACUUGAGGCCCAGCACGCACACCAACGAUUACUUUUCCAGCAUUCCCGGUGCUCCGUUGCACGGGUACGUUAGCCAAACGAUGGCGAGCGAGGAGGAUCGCUCCAAGUCCUGCCACACGUUGUUGCAGGAGAGCUUCGACGAGCGGUUGGGGAAAGUGAAAAUACACGUGCCGGCUGUUAGAAACAAACCGCUGAAUAUCAAGUUGAUAACUAGAAGGCCUACGGGAUUUAUCGCGCCGAUUCCAUCCAGUGUUUCGGACGUUUCGACUGAGCCUGGCGUGUUCCGGCAAGAGCAAACGGAACAUUCGAUUAGAAUUGAACGGUUUCACCAGGAGAAAAUAGGUAGUGUCGUAAUAACUUUGCCCAAUGUACCGCACAAUUCGAGAAAUUCGAAGAUUUUGCAUAGAACACCGACUGGUUUCAUAGGGCCGAUCAUUGAUGAUAGCUAUGAUACUAUCGAUUAUAGCUCGAAUCAAAAUAGUUCUGGUGAAUUGAAUAACACCUAUGUACCUUUUAGCCCUUACUACAUUAACACUAAUGUAGAAGAAAAUAAUUUAAGUCAAGAGAACUUUGAAGAUGGAUCUAACGAGGUUGUGACGAGUGAAAAUGAUGAAUUACCGAAUGAUAUUUCAAAUGAGCCUGUUGUUAAUAAUUCAAGUGGAGCUAUUGAUCCCCAACCAAAUGCUACAUCAAACAAUAACGAUAAUAAUAAUAAUGAUGAUAAUAAUAACAAUAACAAUGAUAAUAAUAAUAAUAAUGUUAGUAAUGAUAAUAAUGGUCAAGGGCAAGAGAGCACAAACGAUACAGGGGAAUCUUGUGAAUCUAGGCAAAAUGAAGAACGAUUCAAUGUAAAUGUAAAUAUUCCCCACCUUUCCUGCAAAAAUCUCUGGGAAGACAUGUUAGUGGAAGUAAAACUUCUAAAUAGGCGACCCAUUAAAAUUAACAAGUUUCUCAACAACGAUACUGAAUCUGAAGAGCCAAUUGUGCCAGAACAAGAAAUAUGCAAGAACGAAAUGGCUCCUUUACUUAAUGAACCAUUACACGAACUCCCAAAUGCGACUGAAAAUAUAUUUCCUGUACCAAACGAACCGCCUAUUGGAACUGAAAAUAUAUUUUGUGUACCAAAGGAACCCCAAAAUGAAGCUGAUAAUAUAUUUUGUGUGUCAUACGAACCCCCAAAAGAAGCUGAAAAUAUAUUUCCUGUGCCAAACGAACUCCCUAUUGGAAUUGAAAAUAUAUUUUGUGUACCAAACGAACCCCCAAAAGAAGCAGAAAAUAUAUUUUGUGUACCAAACGAACCCCCUAUUGGCAGUGUAACAAGUGACAAAUUACCGCAUCAAGAAAUCCCCAAUCAGACACCGACAGGAUUCAAUGUAAAUGUAAAUAUUCCCCACGUUUCCUGCAAAAAUCUCUGGGAAGACAUGUUAGUGGAAGUAAAACUUCUAAAUAGGCGACCAAUUAAAAUUAACAAGUUUCUCAACAACGAUACUGAAUCUGAAGAGCCAAUUGUGCCAGAACAAGGAAUAUGCAAUAACGAAAUGGCUCCAUUACUCAAUGAACCGACACAAGAACCCCCCAAUGAAGCUGAAAAUAUAUUUCCUGUACCAAACGAACCCCAAAAUCAAGCUGAAAAUAUAUUUUGCGUGUCACAAGAACCCCCAAAUGAAGCAGAAAAUAUAUUUCCUGUACCAAACGAACCCCCUAAUGAAACUGAAAAUAUAUUUUGUGUAUCACACGAACCCCCAAAUGAACCAGAAAAUAUAUUUUCAGGCAGUGUAAUCCAGCAAAGCUUCAUUGAAAGAUUAGGUGAGGUGUGUUUAAGAGUGCCAGCAUUUAGAUACAAACCGCCCAAUUUCAAAAUAGUAACCAGAAUACCGACCGGACCGGUUAGCCCAUCCGGUGGUAGUUUAUCCGAUGAAGUUAGUAACUCCACAAACGAAUGCUCCGUCGUAGAUCACUCGGCUGUUCCAAAUCCUUCAGAAUUUCAUAGAAUUAACAAUGUGGGACACAGCGAAGUCGAAUACAGCAUAAUUCAUGAAAGCUUCAACGAACGCAUCGGUAACGUAACUAUAAGAGUACCAACAGCUUUUAACAAACCUCCGAACAUAAACCUCAUCAACAGGACACCGACCGGUUUCAUUCGACCGGCGAUCGACGAGAGUAGUUUAGAUUCAUUCGAAUUCGCCGAUUACGCUGUGGAUUCCCUUCCAGAGAACUUGGUAACCGAUAGCAAAAACAUCGGCCUAAUCGUGAAGACCAAGUCGCACCAAACCGGCCUGGAAUUGGACGAUACCUCCGGCAAUAUAAUUUUUUUAGUUAACAAACUGGUCAGCAUCAUUUGUCAAGAAUACGUUAUUCACAAGGAGUCCGAUGAAUCCCGCGAGAAUUGCGCAGAUGGUGAAAAGGUCGAUCAAAUCCAAAAAAUUAUUAUAAAACUUUCAUCAACUAGUGUCUCAACUUUAUCCGAUUCCGUUGAAAGUAGAGAUGUAUGUGUCGAUAAUAUCGAUGUAACAAUAUUUGGUACAAAAGAAGAAACCAAUAGUCAUACAAAACCAGGAAACAACGAGACAAAUAAACAGGAGGUUAUCGAUAACGAAGAAAACUCUAGCACUCCGGAGGAAAAUGACGUUUGUACUGAAGAUGCUUCAGCGAUAAUCGGUAAUACACCAUCAGGCGAUAAAGAUGAUAAGGGCGAAAGUACCAUCGAUGAAGAAGAAACUGUUUGUGUAGCAAACCGAAAUGAGAAUGGAAACUCACCAACAAUCAGUCCAAUAGAUAAAGGAGAUUUCGCUGUACAAGAGGUUUGCAAUACACCCAAAGAAGAACCAAAAUCGCGAGUCGAAAACGAGAAAAAUCCCAAAAUCAAUUUCAUCGUACCGUCUACAUCUACAAAACCAAAAUUAAUCCAUCGCAAACCGACUGGUUACAUCCAUCCCGAAUACCUCAAGGAAAUGGACCCGAAACCGAGGCUGCGAGGCCCAGCGAGGUUCGCCCUACAAUACGAUGAGUUCGUCGUUAGAGACUAUUGGACGAAAUCGAAACCAAACAAAAAGAGAUUACCUGCGCACCAAGACACCCCCCGGUGUUCGAUGAUGGUGCCUAUGGCGUACUCCUCCAUCGCGCCGUUACCGGCCACCAGGGAGUCCCCCAUGGCCGCCACCACGUCGAUGUCUCCGGGUCUGAGCCGGUGGACGCUGGAUGGCGCGGUCGAGGAUCGGCCGACGCCCGGCUUGGUGGCGUUGGCGCAAGGAAAUGGCACGUUCGGGGAGAAAAUCGGCUGGCGUCUGAUGUUCGCUUUUCUGUGA
Molecule: messenger RNA, 3390 nt
Organism: Phyllotreta striolata
Lineage: Eukaryota; Metazoa; Arthropoda; Insecta; Coleoptera; Chrysomelidae
Source: the annotation of a GenBank genome assembly